CACUGAGUCCUGUAUGGCACGAAGUGAAGGAUGUAGUUUCACAAAGCGGGCUCUUGGAUGUCUGCAGAGCAGAGAUUUAUUUUUCCCUAAACCAGAGGAUAACUGGAUGAUGGCAUGGCUAUAAACAGCUGCCCUGGGGGGAGUAUGAGGAUCUGUCUCACUAGUUUCUCCUUAUUGCUCCUCCACCUACUUCCUUGUUUGGGGCAGCUGCAGGAGCCAGGCUCCUCAUCCUUUCAAUUUACCGCCUCCAUCUACAAUGCCACCAUUUAUGAGAACUCUGCAGCUCGGACAUACAUUAGGACUGAGGUUAAAAUGGGGAUUCCACUAUCUAAGUUUGGUCCUUUGGAUAUUAAAUAUUCCAUUGAAUCUGGAGAUGAUGAGGGGCUGUUCCAGGCUGAGGAAUUUGUGUUGGGGGACUUUUGCUUUCUUCGCAUACGGACUAAUGGUGGGAGCGCUGCCAUCCUGAACCGUGAAGUGCAGAAUAAUUAUACAUUAACGGUGAGGGCUACCGGCCUAGGUGGGCUGGAGGCUUACGUGACAGUUAAUGUGCAAAUUAUGGACAUGAAUGACCUCCGACCUUUGUUCUCGCCCACUUCCUAUGCCAUUGAUAUUUCAGAAAGUUCUCCGCUGGGAGCAAGUGUGGCUCAGGUGACUGCCACUGAUGCAGAUAUCGGCUCCAAUGGCGAGUUUUACUAUUUCUUCAAAAAAGACGUGGAGGAGUUUGCUGUCCAUCCAACCAGUGGGGUGGUAUCACUCACAGCCAAGCUAAAUGCAGAUAAGAACAGCAGAUUUGACCUUGAGGUUUUAGCAGUGGAUCGUGGAAUGAAGGUUUAUGGGAACAGUGGUAUUAGCAGUACAGCCAAACUAGUGAUCAGUGUUGUGCGUAUUAAUGAGUUCGCUCCAACACUGAUUGCAGUCGCACAUUACCCUUUAAUAUCAGACAAAGAGCCAGUUUACGCCACUGUUACUGUAGAAGAUUUGGACGAGGGACCCAAUGGAGAAAUCGAAUGGGUUGCCAUCAUUGCAGGUGACCCACAGGAGCAGUUUUUCUUUGACAGAGCGCCACUUGGAAAUGAAUACAAGCUGAAGAUGUCUGAACCAGUCAACUGGGAUAAAUUUCCUUAUGGUUGCAAUCUCACUUUUCAAGCCAAAGACCGUGGAACACCACCAAGACUCUCCAACACUCAGUCUGUUCAGCUCUUAGUGAAAAAAACACAGUCUGUGCAGGUGAGUUUCGAAAAAAAGAUUUACAAAACCUCAAUUAUUGAGAUUGCACCACCAGGGACCAUAAUAGAGACUGUGAGGAUAUCUCCAAGACCGCCAGUCGUCAGCUAUGCUCUAAGCCUGACCUCAGAUUCAAUUUAUUUUAUCAUUAAUCCACUCACUGGUGUCAUCUCAACAGCGCAACAGUUUACAACAUUAAAACAGGAGCUCUUCAAUUUAGAGGUGAUGGAGACAGUAAGUGGCAUGACAGCAAAGGUGCAAAUCACGGUCGAGGAUGCUAACGACAACUACCCAGUGUUUAUCAGCACAUCUUACAAAGUCUCUAUCAAUGAGAGCAUCCCCAUCGGCACUGUCAUUCUCACUAUAUCAGCGGUGGAUGAUGAUAAAGGUGAUAAUGGGUGCAUAACAUACAGCAUAGCUAGCCUUCAGCCCCUUCCGUUUAUCAUCAACCAAAAUACUGGAGAGCUGACGACAUCCAAAGAACUGGAUUUUGAAUCGUCUUUGGAGACAUACAUGUUCGCUGUCCGAGCCUCAGACUGGGGAUCGCCUUACAGACGAGAAAGUGAAGUCAAUGUCACGGUACAAGUGUUGAACAUUAAUGACAACCAACCUCUUUUUGAGCGUGUGUCAUGUAAAGGUACGAUAGGAUGCGAUUUUCCUGUGGGUCAGACGAUCAUCAUAAUGUCUGCCAUUGAUAUCGAUGAGCUUGGGUUGGUUAAAUAUAAGAUUCUGUCUGGAAAUGAGCAAGAUGUCUUCACUCUUAACCCGGACUCGGGGAUGUUGUCAUUAAAAAGAUCUCUCUCCUCAAUGAGUGUAAAGAAUGAACAGUUCAGCUUGAAAAUAGCUGCGUCAGAUGGCGAGCUGCUCUCCGCACCCACCUUUGUAAAUAUAUCAGUGGGUGGUGACGGAAUGAUUUACACCACUGGCAGCCUGGACUGCGAGACUCAGGAUUCAUACUGGCUAACAGUGUAUGCAACGGACCGUGGCGUGGUGCCGCUUUCUGCCUCUAUUGAGGUGUUUAUCCAGGUGGAGGAUGUGAAUGAUAAUGCACCUUUGACCCUUGAACCCGUCUACCACCCGUACGUCAUGGAGAACUCUCCCAAAGACGUGUCUGUGGUCCGUAUCAAAGCCCAGGACCUGGACGUUACCGCCUCAGAUAGCCGUCUCAUGUAUCGUAUCACAGCUGGGAAUCCUCAGAACUUCUUUUCCAUUGAUUCCAACACAGGACUCAUCACCACCACAUCAAGGAAACUGGACAGAGAGCAACAAGCAGAGCACUUCUUAGAGGUUACAGUUAUGGAUGGAGGAGGGAUCUUCAGGCAGUCCACUGUCUGGGUGAUAGUGCAUGUUCAAGAUGAGAAUGACAAUACGCCUGAAUUCAAAGAGUCUGUGUACCGCAUCAGCCUUCCGGAGCGGGACCGUAACAAACGCGGUGAUCCUGUCUACAGAGUCUUCGCUUACGAUCGAGAUGAAGGGUCCAAUGCAGAUCUCACAUACAGCAUCGUGGAUGGAAAUGACGACGGCAAAUUCGUAAUCGAUGCCAAGACAGCCAUGGUGUCUUCCAGGAAGAUGGUCACAGCUGGUGGCUAUGAUAUACUCACGAUAAAAGCCAUUGACACUGGAAGCCUUCAGAAGUGGUCGACCGCCCGUUUGCAUGUUGAAUGGAUUCGGAAGCCCAUGCCUUCGCCACUAGCCUUGCGAUUUACCGCAGCCAUUUACAACUUCACAGUGGCGGAAAACGCCAAAGUGUAUGAGUCAGUUGGAGUGGUCUCUGUUUGGCAGACAGAAACUCCUUUAUGGUUCGACAUCAUUGGUGGAAGAACGUCCCGGGAGAUGUUUUAUAUGCCACAGAGCUCCUGUGGUGGAAACUGUUCAUCUGACAGUGGUAACUAUGAUGGUCCAUUUGAUAUUCAGAGAGGGAUGGGGACCAUAGUAAUAGCCAGACCUCUCGAUGCAGAGACACAGUCGCUAUACAACAUGACGGUACAGGUAACAGAUGGGACAAACACUGCUACUACACAGAUUUACAUAAAGGUUUUGGACAGCAAUGACAACAGUCCUAUUUUCUCUGAGCGUACAUAUGAAGUCUCGGUGUCUGAGGAUACGCCAGCCGACACUGAGGUCUUGCGUGUCCGGGCCAGGGACAAGGAUGAACGGUCAAAGUUGAGCUAUUCUAUCCAUGGCAGCGUUGAUCCGGUGAGCAUGCGGAUGUUUAGGAUCAAUCCUGGUACUGGUGUCAUGUACACAGCAGAUCGACUGGACUAUGAGAUCCACUCUCAGCACAUCCUUACUAUUAUGGUGAAAGAUCAAGAAUUUCCCUAUUAUAGAGACCUGGCACGGAUUAUUGUGACCUUGGAGGAUGCCAAUGACCAGCCUCCUUUUUUUACUCGCACUAUUUAUGACAGUACAGUGUUUGAGUCUUCCCCUCCAGGAAUGUCAUCUUUGCAGGUGAUCGCACUAGACAGAGACUCAGGGAGAAACGGGGAGAUAGUUUACUCAAUCGUUGCAGGAAACACUGGUGGCAUAUUUGGAGUAGAUCCAUUAUCUGGCAUAAUUUCAGUAGCCAGAGAGCUGGACCUUACAACUGUGGGUUUUUAUACCCUUACUGUGAGAGCCACAGAUGGAGGUGCUCCGGCAUUAAGUAGCACAACUACUGCUAGGAUCGCCAUCUCUCUGUCUGAUUUCUCCAGUCCAAAGUUUGCCCAGCAAGAAUACCAGGCUGAGAUCACUGAGAAUGUGGCUAUCGGGACUUUUGUCAUAUUGGUCUGUGCAAUUAGCCGAACCACACUGAUUUAUGACAUUAUACAAGGAAAUGAUGAAAGGAGGUUUAAAAUAAACUGUUACACAGGUGUCAUCACAACACAAAGGAAUUUUGACUUUGAGAUGACCUCCUCAUAUAUGCUGGUGAUCCAAGCUGUAAACAUGGCUGGGAUUGCCUCCAGUGUCACUGUCUGCAUCCAAGUGGUUGAUGAAAAUGAUAAUCCUCCAGUUUUUCAGGAGCUCACAUAUACAGGGACCAUCAGCGAGGCGGCCCCCAUCAAUAGUGUGGUGAUAAGUGAGGAUGGAAAGCCGCUGGUAAUUGAAGCCACAGAUGCUGACAAGAAUCACAAUGCCCUCCUGGUCUUCCAGAUUGUGGAGGACACAGCAAAAUUGUUCUUUACUGUAGACUCAGGAACAGGCUCCGUCAGAACUAUAGCUAAACUGGACUAUGAAACAUUCAGUGCUUUUUAUUUUUCUGUAAGUGUAAGGGACAGUGGCAGGCCUCAGCUAACAGCAGAGAAGCCAGCCAAGGUCCUAAUCAGGGUUGUGAACAUCAAUGACUCUCCCCCUCAGUUCUCACAAGAAGCUUAUGACACUGUUUUGCUUCUUCCAACAUAUGUUGGGGUUGAGGUUCUGAGAGUAGAAGCCACUGAUCCAGACAUGACCACUGAUCUGAUGUAUUCCUUGGCUGAUAGCAACUUGAAGCACUAUGAAAUGGAUUCAUCAUCAGGCAUACUCACGGUCAAAAACAAUAAACUCUCCAAAGACCGUUAUCGUUUCAAUGUCAAAGUGUCAGACGGGCUGUACUUUUGCACAGCACUCGUGACUGUGUUAGUUAGGGAGGCUAUGGACAGUGGCCUCCUCUUCAGUCAAACCACAUACUCCUCCUCUGUACUGGAGAACAGUGUGAACAUUACCACUGUGAGCAUUGUAAAUGCUGUAGGAAACCGCUUAAAUGAACCACUAAAGUACACGCUUUUGAAUGCAGGGACACGCUUUACAAUUCGUCCCACAUCAGGAGUCAUUCAAACCACAGGAGUCCCUUUCGAUCGAGAACAACAGGAACUGUAUGAGCUGGUGGUUGAGGCGAGUAGAGAAUACGACCAGCCGCGAGUUGCUAGAGUAACCGUCAGAGUAGAAGUUGAGGAUAUUAACGACAAUGCCCCUGAGUUUCUAGGCCUUCCAUAUUAUGCGACUGUGCAGGUUGAUGCAGAACCUGGCUCAUCCAUCUUCCAGGUGUCUGCGACAGAUUUGGACAAAGGGAUAAAUGGAGCUGUAUAUUACGAGCUUAAGGAGGACCAUCCACAUUUUGAGGUGAAUAAGCUCACUGGGGAGCUUACUCUUAAAAGGGCCUUUGAUGCAGACUUGUCCAAUGUUGAAUAUCCGCUGGUCGUCCUCGCACGUGAUGCAGGCUACCCCUCCCUCUUCACUGUUGUCGAGCUUCCAGUUACAGUUGUGAACAAGGCCAUGCCUGUUUUUGACAAGUCAUUUUAUGGCAUAUCAGUUAGAGAGGAUAUUGCAGUGUCAACUCCCAUAUUAUGCAUAAAUGCCACCAGCCCAGAGGGCCAAAACAUUAUAUAUACUAUCGUGGAAGGGGAUCCUUCCUUCCAAUUUGACAUUGGCUUUGACAGUGGUGUGAUUAGUGUCAUAUAUCCUUUAGACUAUGAAACCACACCCUACUACAGGCUAACCAUCAGGUCUACAGACACUCUCACUGGAGCCAGAUCCGAAGUAGAUGUGGACAUAGUUGUGGUGGAUGUAAAUGACAAUGCCCCUGCAUUUCGUAAUGCAUCAUACAACACCACUUUGCCAGAAAACUCAAUGAUUGGGUCUAGCGUGAUACAGCUUUGGGCAACCGACAAGGAUUCAGAAAAAAACAGUGUAAUUAACUAUCAAAUCCUCUCUGAUGGAUUUAACAGCACAGACUACUUCCACAUUGACAGCACUAGUGGACUCGUGUUAACAACCUGUCUUCUGAACUACGAACUUACACCGAGCUUUAGCUUUAUCGUUAGAGCAACAGACAACGGUUCCCCAUCCCAGAGCAGUGAGGUCACGGUCACCGUCUUAGUGAGUGACGUGAAUGACAACCCACCAUCCUUCAGCCAGCCACUUUAUGAAGCUUUUGUGAGUGAACUGGCUCCCAGAGGGCAUAUUGUGACAUGUGUCCAAGCUUCUGAUUCAGACAGCUCAGAUGCCGAGAGUUUGAGGUACAGCAUACUCUCUGGAGAUGAGAAAAUGAACUUCAUAAUAGACUCUCAGACAGGUGUUAUUUACUUGUCCAGUCGGCGCAGACAGGGGAUACGGCCAGCAUACAACCUCAACGUGUCUGUAUCAGAUGGGGUCUUCACCAACACUGCACAGGUGAACAUUCAAGUCAUGGGGGCCAACCUUUACAGCCCUGUCUUUAGUCAAAGGUUCUACUUGGCGGAGGUCCGUGAGAAUGCCCCAGCAGGUACCAAAGUCAUUCAGGUGCGUGCCACAGAUGAGGACUCAGGGAUUUUUGGUCAGAUCAUGUAUUCCUUUAUCAAUGACCUUGGAAAGACUCAGUUUUACAUUGGAGCCGAUGGCCUGAUAACUACAGCUCAGAAACUCAACAGAGAGAACCCAAUAAACAGAGACAUUGUGCUAACUGUUAUGGCGCUCGAUGGUGGGGGAAGAGCAUCCUUCUGCACAGUUAGGGUAAUUCUUGCUGACGAAAAUGAUAAUGCGCCACGUUUCAGGGCUAUGGAGUAUAGAGUUAGCAUAAAGGCUAAUGUGCCAAUGGGAUCGCUGGUGACUCAAAUCCAGGCUCAGGACCCAGAUUCCGGCGAUAAUGGCAGAGUUAGCUACUCGCUGUACAGUGAGGCAAGGCUUCCUCUUGUGGAUGUGUUGGAGAUUGAGCCUGACAGUGGCUGGAUGGUCACAAAGGGAAGCAUGGCGCAUUUAAGAGGAACGGUUCUCUCCUUUUUUGUCAAAGCUACUGAUGGAGGUGUUCCAGCCAAACAUUCCCUUGUGUCUGCAUUUAUUCAUGUCUUACCACCUGAUGCAAAUGUGCCCUCCUUCACCCAACCCCAGUACUCCUACACGGUCCCAGAGGACACACCUGUUGGGACAGUCUUGGGAUCAGUGUACUUAAGUCCUGGCCAGACAGCUUUCUUUUCUGUGGUGAAUGGAGAGACUGGGGAGAGUAACCAGGGUGGGACAUUUUUAGUUGAGAGAGAAACUGGACUUCUAAGGCUUGUUAACCCCCUUGAUUAUGAACUCAUCAACAUUUACCGUUUCAAAGUUGCAGCCACCAUGAGACAGUCACUGGUUGAGUCCAUGUCUGUAGUGGAUGUAGAAGUCAAGGUGCUGGAUGUGAAUGACAACAAACCGUUAUUCGAAACCAGCUCUUAUGUGGCCAUGGUUAUGGAAGGUAUGCCUAGGGGUACACGGGUUAUCCAGGUACGAGCGCUUGACCCUGAUUGGGGAUCUAACGGACAGGUUAAUUACAGCCUUGGACCAACCCUAAACCAAGAGCAGGACAAAGUUAGUGGAUCUAAAUCUGCCUCUGGUGCCAUGUUUGUUAUUGACAGCAAGACUGGUUGGAUCACCACUCUCGGUGACUUGGAUCAUGAGAUGUGCCCAUCUUACACCUUCAACGUGGUGGCAUCUGAUCUAGGAGAGGGUGUCUCACUUUCCUCCGCAGCUGUAGUGACCGUUGCAAUCGCAGACGUUAAUGACAACCCCCCUACCUUCGAGAGAGAGUACUACAGAGGUGCUGUGCGAGAGAGCGACCCUCUGGGAGAAGUGGUUUCGGUGCUGAGCACUCGUGAUGGGGACAGCUCUGAUCAGAAUCGGCUUGUCAGCUUCCAUAUCACAGGAGGAAACCCCAAGGGGGUAUUUGCGCUGGCUCCUGUUCAGGGGGAGUGGAAGGUCUUCGUGAAGCGGCCUUUGGACAGAGAGGAGCAGGAUCGAUACCUGCUCAAUAUCACAGCCAGUGACGGCCUGUUUGUAACCCGCAUAGGCGUAGAGGUCACUGUCAUGGAUUCCAAUGACAACAGCCCCAUCUGCAAUCAGGCGCAGUAUGAGGCCUCAUUUCCAGAAGAUGUGUCUGUUAAUACUGCCAUUCUGACAGUUGGAGCUACAGACUUGGACAGUGGUGUCAAUGCAGAAAUUCAGUAUUCUCUGUUUGGCAUUGGUGUUGAAGAUUUUUACAUGGAUGCAAAUACUGGUAUUUCUGUACAAACUGCUUUUGACAUGAAGAUUGUGUACUCACUUGUUGACUCUGCUGGUGGUAUGUUCUCCACUGACCCAUCCGCUGGUGUGGUGAUCCUGGAGAAGCCUCUGGACCGAGAGGUGCAAGACUCGUAUCAGAUCAGAAUCAAGGCUACUGACCGAGCAGGGGGCGAUGGCUCGCUCUUCACCGAGGUGGACCUCACCAUCAUGGUUCUGGACGUGAACGACAACCCACCUGUGUUUCAAAAGCAAGAUUACGUGGUCACAGUGCCUGAAGAUGUUACUGUAGGAACAGAAGUGCUGCGAGUCUUUGCCACAAGUAGUGACAUUGGAGUGAAUGCAGAAAUCUACUAUAGAUUCUUGUCUGGAAAUGAGCUGGGGAAGUUUUCCAUUGAUGAUUCAACAGGCAUCAUUUCUGUGGCGGAUGAUCUUGACUAUGAGCUCUGCAAGGAUUUUUUCCUGAAUGUCGAGGCCUUUGAUGAUGGAACACCUCCCUUGAGAGCCACGACAAUAGUGACCAUAGAGCUUCUGGACGUCAAUGACCACUCGCCUUCAUUCAGCGAGGACAUCUACAAUGUUCUGAUCAGCGAGGACAUAGCCAUCGGAGAAACGGUCAUGAGGCUGUUCGCAGAAGACUUGGACAGUCAGAUCAAUGGGUGUAUCACUUAUUCCAUUCUGAAAGGGGACCGUGAAAAUCAGUUUUGGAUCGACCCUGUCACCGGGCUUCUGAAAGUUAACAAGGCACUGGACAGAGAGACGGUCUUCAGCUACUCAUUGUCUGUGCAAGCGUUUGACAGCGGGUCACCUGCCAAGUCAACCACUGUGAAUGUCAAUAUCGAGAUUGCCGAUGUGAACGACAACCCGCCGAUCUUCUCUCCCGCUAAUGCUUCAGCUGUUAUUCAGUUGAACAAGCCUGCAGGAACUACCAUCCUCUCACUAUCAGUUUCUGAUAAGGACUCCUCUAGAAAUGGUGCACCUUUUGAAUUUCGUAUCGUGUCUGGAAAUGAGGGCAAUGCUUUCAGUCUGGACCAGAAUGGAGAAUUACGGACAAGCCGAGUAUUUGGUCCUGAUGCAACACGAGAGUAUACGCUUGAGAUACAGGCGCGUGAUUCAGGGAAGCCUCGUCUGUCCUCCACAUCCUUUGUGUUUGUGCGUGUCAUCGGAGACAGCCUCUUCAAACCUGUGGCCUUCCCACUGGAAAUCAACAUUGUCAUGGCAGCAGAUGUGUUUCCUGGCGGGAUUAUAGGGAAGAUCUAUGCCACAGACCGAGAUGAGAAUGAUGUUCUGUCUUUCAGUCAGAGAUCACAAACAAACAGUCUUUUCAAAAUCAGCAGACAGGACGGGAAGAUUGUGGCACUAAAUGGCCUGGAGCCUGGAAGAUACUCCCUAAAUGCUACAGUCAGUGAUGGGCGGUUUUCUGUGACCGUGGGCGUUAGCGUCCAGGUGGAGCAAGCCACGGAUGAGAUGGUGCAGAAUGCAGUGACUCUGCGUUUUCAAGACCUGUCCCCUGAGGACUUUGUGGGUGUGUACAUGGAAGAGCUAAAGAAGGUGCUCCGUACCUCACUGGUUGGUGAUGGGACAGGUGUUAUUGAUGGACCAGACCCUCUUCACAUCCUGGGAGUGCAGCCACUGAGUCGCUCCAGUCAGCUGGAGGUGCUCCUUGCCGUGGAGACACCAGAUGGGGGUUAUAUGGGUCCAGGAGAGCUGGCUCUCAAGCUGGAGGAGGUGAAGGGUUUCCUAAAGGGAGUGCUGAGGGUGGUCAGCGUCUUGGAUCAGAGCUGCUCAGGAGAGCUUGAGUGCGGGGAGAGAGUCUGUGAGCUCACCCUCAGUCUCGACCCCAUCGGCUUGGUCACCUACACCACCUCCAGAGUGAGCUUUGUGUCUCCAUGCUUUAGCAGGAAAGAGAUGUGCACGUGUCCAGGAGGAAUAUGUCCAUCUUCUCUGGAGCUCUGUGAUGGCCAAACGUGUCCGUCUGACAUGCAGUGUGUGCGCAGCGGCCCUGCAGCGCCUUCUUUCUGCCAGUGUCUGCCUGACACGCUGGACAAGUGCGCAGGCCAAACAUCUCUGAGCUUUGCAGGGAACAGUUACAUCAAAUACAGAGUGACGGAUAGUGAUAGGAGCGGAGACAUGAAGCUGGGCUUGAGAAUCAGAACGCUGCACAGCCAAGGAGUCAUCAUGUACACACGCGCUGACCCCUGCACACUGCUCAAGAUAGAGGAAGGGCGUCUGUGGUUCCAGAUGGACUGUGACAACAGACUGGACAUCCUGGGCAUCUCAGGGCGUCCAAUCAAUGAUGGGUCCUGGCACGCCGUGACCCUGGAGCUCACUAGUAACUACACUCUCCUUUCGCUGGACGACAGCUAUGUGGAGCGCCGGCGUUCUGCGCGGGCCCCUGUCCGCAUCUGGCCCCUGGCCGCAGACGGAUCGCUGUUCUUUGGGGCUCAGGUGUUGCACGGACCAGUGGGCAGAGGCAGCCAGAGGCCCCCACGGGCGCAAGAAGGCUUCCAGGGGUGCCUCGGGUCCAUCAUGCUCAACGGGAAUGAACUCCCUCUUCAGAAUAAGAGGAGCCGGUAUGCAGAGGUAGCUGGGCUGAGUGACAUGAAGCUGGGAUGUGUUUUAUACCCUGAUCCGUGCCUCGGAAGACCGUGCCAGAAUGGAGCUUCUUGUACAAAGCUGCCCUCUGGUGACUUCUCAUGCAGCUGCCUGCCACAGUUCACGGGGUCCCGCUGUGAGAUGGAGGUGACGUCCUGUGUGCCCUCACCUUGUCAGAAUGGGGGUGAUUGUAAGGCUGUGGGAAACACCUUCCUCUGCGGUUGCCUCAAAGGCUUUACGGGACUCAUAUGCGACGAGGAUGUGAACGAGUGUGAGAGGGAGGAGUGUGAGAAUGGAGGGGCAUGUGUGAACACAUUCGGAGCCUUCUACUGUAACUGCACCAUUGGUUUCGAGGGUCAAUUUUGUGGCCAGCCGUCUCUGGAUGGCCCAGACACUCAGGCCGAAGCCCUGUCGUACGUCGGACCGGGAGAGAUCAUCGGCAUCGGCGUGUUGCUCUUUGUGGUGUUGGUCCUGCUGACCCUGUUGGCCGCGUUCCGCAAAAAAGUCCUCCGGAAGGACUGGAGCCGCGGGGAGGCGGUGGGAAUCUCCACAGAGACCAACUACAUGCUGCAUAACACGGGCAUGGGAGCCGAGGGCAUCGAGUUCAAAACUGUACGGGUCAGCGGCGAGUGUCGCGCCAGCCUCUACCGGAACGACAGCACAGGAGGGCCGCCGCAGGUCAUGGUGCGGCCCACAGCCUACACGCUUCCCCACUGCCAGGGAAUCCCUCGAGGGGAAACGGAAAAGACGGAGGGAGGGCUGGCCACCCUCUCCUGCCCUCCGCAGAUGAGCACCUUCCAGGCGGAUCCGCCACACAUCCUCGGGAUGCCGCGGAGAGGUGUGGCCGUCUGCAGCGUGGCGCCCAAUCUUCCCCCGUCUUUGUCCUCGAACCCGUCCGAACGCAGCCCAAUUCGCAAGCCUCCGUGGGAAGAGGACGAUGAUGAGGAUAAUGCUAUGGAGCAUCAAGUCCAAGCUCUGGAGUGGGAAGACAGGGGUUAUCAGGCGGACGCAGAGGAAGCGUACAGAACCGAGGCCUCUAUAGUGACGGUGAUACGACUGGUGAACACUGCAGUGGACACCAUUGAAAAUGAAGUUGCAGGUCUGGGCGACGUGCAGCCUCACAGUGCCCCAUCAAGCCCACACCUCCACUGUGAGGAUGAGAUAUGCGUGGAAUUCGUCAAAGAGUAUUUUAUGAAUUCCUACCAAUGGCAAACCUCAGAGUGGCUUGACACGUGUCUCCCAGGACUGGAAUCACCACCUCGAGACCAGACCCCUACACCACCUCCCCCACCCCUUCCUGCUCCUCCACCUCCCCUGACCCCUACACGGCUAGUGGGCACCCCUAUCCGCCUGGGCGGCAGCGUGCGGUUGGAUGGCAGCACUCUAUCGCUGCAGACUGGCUACCCAUUACGACGAUACCAGGGCCAGAGAGAUUUCCGCACGUCCCUAACCCUGGACGACAACAACUCGCCUGUAUACGAAGAAUACCGUCACCAGGAUCACUACGACAACGCCUCUACUGUUCACCCGCUGGGUUUUAGCGAGGGCCUAUCCAGACCCGACUAUCAUCACUCCAGCCAGUACCUGCUCUCUCACCCUCCCCUACUGGCCUGGGAGGAGCGUCCGCGUGUCUGGGAGGACACGCACCCCUUCGGCAGCCAGCAGGAGAUCGACAGACUGGGCAGGAUUUCACUUCGGGCCCAACGCUUGCGUAGUCAGAGCCCAAAGACUUCUUUGUCUGGCAUGAGAUAGUAUUACUGA
Sinocyclocheilus grahami is the source of this 12537-nucleotide messenger RNA. RefSeq names its product protocadherin Fat 3-like. NCBI's taxonomy places the organism in Eukaryota, Metazoa, Chordata, Actinopteri, Cypriniformes, Cyprinidae. The transcript has 30 exons. The record is from RefSeq and is a predicted model, not a curated record. Gene Ontology annotation, molecular function: calcium ion binding. Gene Ontology annotation, biological process: homophilic cell-cell adhesion. Gene Ontology annotation, cellular component: plasma membrane.